CUCCAUCUACCGGUGACUCGUGAACAGGCAGAGUUUUGUCCCUCUUCCCCGUCUUCACUUGCUUUCUUCCUCUUCCUCCCUCCUGUCCUCUGCUGCCCGCUCUCACCAUCUACCGCUCCCCGCCCGUUUGCUACUACUCUUCUGUACGAGAGGACCGUUGGCUGCGUGCUACAGAACAACACCCACGUCCCGUCCCGUCCAGUCACUCGCUCAACACUCACUCACACACAUCUGAGCCACGCUGCCCCAUCAGGCGAGGCGACAUCACCUGCGCUCCGGAUGCGUCACUCUCAACCGCCUCGUAGGUACCCACUCGCACCGCCCGCCCGUUUUGACAACGGCUGCCUGCCCACUCUGACUCUGCCCGCCAACCCAUCCAUGCCUUGCCUUUGAACUGACACGAGCCCCUCCCAGGUGGUGCCCUUGUCUGCCGCUGCUGCUGCCGCUGCAUGCAUGCCAAACAUAGCUGCUGUACCUGGACCAUUACGUGAACCUUAUUCGCAACCGACCCUCUCGUGACUCCGUCAUCAUAGGUAACCGUUGUUGGUGGUAAAUGCUCCUGGAACGCGAUCCCACCUUGGCCGAGGCUCCAGGCUUCACCACGGAGCAAUUGCUCGAGCUCAGCCGCAGCGUCGAGGCAAAGCAGCUCCAGCUCGAGGCCGACAUCAAUGCCUACAUAAAGAAGAAGCAGCACGAGCUCGCGCUCUACCAACACGAGCUUCUGGCCCAGUACCGUGAAAUGGAAUGCACCGCAACUCCACACCACCCAACCUCUACUGCUGCUGCCUUGUCCUCUUCAUCUUCCACUCCUGCUCCGACUUCUCCCCAGCCCGACUUGCCUCAGCAUCUCUCCCGCGCCGAAGAGAGGGAAAAGCGCACCAAGCACAACCGCGUGCACAAGCGCGAGCAGGAGCUCUUUGGUCUCGUGACGCCCAUUUUUCUACCGCUGCUGGAUGCCCGAGACGUCCCGCAAGCCAAGAAGAAGGGAGAGAAGAGCGACGCCAGCAUGGGCCAUGACAUGCCGCAAUCCGCCCCGGACCUCCAAAUGCGAUCGCCAUCGCCUCGUGACGCCGAUCCGCCAAAGGAACGCAGAUCGCGCGUGCUUGAAAAGGGCAGCAAAGCAGAACUCCGAGAAUCUUCUUCCGGCGGGGACACGAGCGCUGCCGAGAAACGAAGCAGGUCCGACUCGGCGAAAAGAACCAAGCGUCCUGCUACGACGAAGAAAUCAUCGCUCCGCAAGGGAAGUGAAAAGAGCAAGCGGAAGCGGGUGAGCUUGGUGAUUGACGACCAGAUUGUUCUUCCGGCCGAUGUAGUAGCAGACCCGCCCCUCACAUCCCCCAGCGAUACCGCCCCCUCAAGCGCCUCCACUUCAACUACAUCACUAGAAGAAAUGAUAGAUCCGCGCCUCAUAGCCAACAACGAUUCUCCUCGGCAUGAAUAUCAAGAAGUCUUGCAAGAAAGCUCUCCUACAUCCAAUUCACCAUCCACCAUGAACCAAACCAGUAAUAAUAACAUGGCUGGUAGCUCAACAACAUCAACAUCAACAACAACGCUCACCGAAGAACCCGCCAUGAUAAUAUACAACAACCAACCCAUCUCUCCAUCACCCACAUCCCACUCUUCCAUCCGCUCGCCACUCCUCUACGAACCCCCAACAACCACCGGACGCACCUUCCUCGAGCCCUCCCCACCCAAAGCCAUCGCCGCCCGCAACAUCCCGCAACACGCCUCUUCAGCACCAAUCUACGCCUCCCUCCCCGACCGCGGCUCGGCCACCGCCAGCAACGGCGACGCUGAAUUCAGCUCCUACGUCGGCGGCAUCUCCGGCUCUGGCGUCGACGACGUCAACCAAAUGGGCUCGCUCGGGUUUCCGUCGAGUCUGGGGGCUAGCUACAUGGAGAGCUAUAUGCAGAGUCGGCCGCUGAGCGUGAGGAUGGCGGCGGCGGAGAAGGCUGGAUUGAGCGAGGGAGAGAGCGCGGCAUUGUUUACUGCGAGGCCGCGGCAUGAUGGCGUGCAGGAAGAGGAGGAAGAAGAAGAAGAUGUGGACAUGGAUAUGAACAGGGGCGAGUUCAGCUCGGGACGCGGGGUUGAGAGGGGAGACGACGAUAUGGAUGUCAUUGGGAAUAUGGAGGGGUUCUAA
This is a messenger RNA of Periconia digitata, 2140 nucleotides long. The record is from the annotation of a GenBank genome assembly. NCBI's taxonomy places the organism in Eukaryota, Fungi, Ascomycota, Dothideomycetes, Pleosporales, Periconiaceae.